Laetiporus sulphureus 93-53 is the source of this 1580-nucleotide messenger RNA. RefSeq lists its product as uncharacterized. The transcript is spliced from 6 exons. The record is from RefSeq and is a predicted model, not a curated record. The coding region runs from base 87 to 1331 and encodes 414 amino acids. NCBI's taxonomy places the organism in Eukaryota, Fungi, Basidiomycota, Agaricomycetes, Polyporales, Laetiporaceae.
CGCGUACCACCACUUUCUUCGUCCGGCUGCUUUUUUCGUCACUUCAACUUCACGAGGUCUUUUGAACCACUGUAUUUACUGUGAUCAUGAUUACCAACGUCUUCGCUUUCGCUGUCUUGUUGCUUGCUUCCGUGAACGAAUCUCGUGCGGUGGUUUACAGACGCCAGCACGACUUCGCACAUGACAAUCAUGGUUUGAUGGAGGGUGGUGUCCCGACUCCAGUUGCACAUGGCCAGCACUACGUGCUUACUCGCCCAACGCCGGCACCAAUGCGCAGACGACAGGACUCUGACGGCGACUCGAGCGGUAUUCUCUCGCAGUUGGGCGGGUCAAGUGGUGUCACUGAACUAGUUGACGAGAUUCUUUCUGCCUUGCCUCCUAGUCUCGCCACCCCGGCAUCUGCACUCUUCGCUGAGAUCACAGCGUCGCCGAUGUCACCGAGCAGCUCCAGCUCGCAGACGGGCUCUGGGUCCGGAGGUGGCUUUGAAUCUCAGACGAGUGAUGGCUCCCAGGAUGGCUCGAGCUCAGGGACGGGCUUUGGCUCCCAUGAUGGCUCCGGCUCGCAGUCAGGCUAUGGCUCGCAGUCAGGAUUUGGCUCCCAGUCCGGCUUCGGCUCGCAGACGGGUUCAAGUUCUCAGUCAGGCACUAGCUCACAGUCAGACCCUGGCUCAUCCGAUGACGGCUCGUCCAUUCCAAGCAGCGUCGGUGCCAGCGUGUGGUUCGGCAGCCCGUCACAGACGGCCUCCGCUGUCUUCCCUUCCACGACGGCACUGGGUUUCAAUGAAACAGGUGCAAACGCAACCUCCGUCUCGGGCAUGAACUCGACCUCGAGCGGGAACACAACAGUCAUCCCGAGCGAUAACUCAGCAUCUUCUGGGGCGAACGUGACGGCGUCUGCGAGCGGGAAUGCGACUGAAACCAGCGAUGCGUUCUCUGCUCUUGGGGCCAGCGCUACGCCGAGCAUUGACGCGUCCGCAUUCUCGAGCAUUGCUGCGACGCCCACGUCGAGUGCGAAUGCGUCUCUUCCGACUGACGCCAACGCCACUGCGAUCGUUUCAUCUGCUGCUACUGGUGCUGCUUCGACCACGAUGUCUGGCGACUUCUUGACCCAGUUGAUCCAGGAGCUCGAGGGUGCCGGCGAAGACGUCUCAGAUAUCGUAAUGUCCCUGAUGGGCAUACUCCCCUCUUCAGUCCAGAGUCCCGCUUCCUCGAUGUGGGUGCAGGCCACGUCAGUGGUCGGGGCUGACUUCAGCCAGAUUACUCAGGCUGUCGGCCAAGGUGCGAGCAGCCCAAGCAGACGAGACAGGAUGAUCCGCCGUUCCCGCAAGUGAGAUGGGAUGCGGGCCAUUUCCCAAGUUUGUCGUCUACUGCGUUCGGUAUUCAACGCCGAUGAGCAACUGGCACGGGAACACGCCUCUUCAGAUGAUUCACCGUGCCUUAGCGGCACACUAUUGGGCAAAACAAGAUAACGACAUACCUUCGCUGCUGCGCUGCGACGCACGACUUCAUGAUUACUAUCCUACAAUAUUACAUUCCUUGAUGUUUGUACCUUAGUUUUUGGCGAAUAGAAGCAGCUAUGA